AUGUUGAGAAGGGAUUUUACCUAUCUGGUUUCGCGUGUACUUGUUGAGCAUCAUCCCUGUUUGGAGUUUCUACAAUCUGUUUGUGUAAAGCAUAUACCACAUCAAUUCAGCAAAGAAAUGGCAAAGAAAACUGAGAAGGUAAUUAUCCAUAAGCCUUGAGUAAUCAACAAAAAAGAUGGAAUAAUUGCAAGAAUUUUUAAAAUGUAAUCUUAUUCUUAUUUUUAUUUCCACAAGGUUCUUUUGGGUGUUAUUUUUAAAAGUGAAAAUAAAUCAGAGGAAAUGCUUGACAUCCUAAAACAAAUAAGAAGUUACUCCCCAAACUUGGAAAAUGCUGACCAAACUUUGCGUAGAAGCAUUCCCAUUGUUGGGGACCAGCUCACUGUUGAACGUGGUGUGAAUGUCAUUCAGGCUGUCCAGAAUUCUUACACUCCAGAAGAAAAAUUAGAGGGCAUCCACAUGGAAAUUGCUGACUGGCAUACUGCUGUUACUUUCUUGAACGUAAGGAAAUGCAGUAUUUCUUAAAGCUUAACUUGUACAUGUCUUUGAAAAUGCUGUCCGCACCUCAUUAAGUUUUCACUUCCAGGGGCAGAAAGUUCAAACCAUCUUCAGAAGAUUUCAUACCAUUAUGGUCAAUAAUACAAAAAAAAAAUCUGUACUCAACGUUUUUAUCGCCUAAUCUUUUUCAGAAGUAGAUGGAAACAUGAAAUGUGAGGAUGCAGUAAAGUUUUACACGUAGAUACAACCAAGUCCUGGAGUUUGUCUAUCUACUGUCAAAUCUCAUAAAAAUUAGCCUGAUUCUUAGACAUCCAACGUCAAUUGCAGCCCCUUUCUUUCUCUCCCUCUACGCAGUGAUCAACCUCAGGUGUCUGAGAAUCAGUCUACAAAAAAAGAGCCUACAAUCUUGCCAAUAUUACAGUCUACUAACAAUAAUACUAAUACCAACAAUAACAUUAUCAAUAGGAAUACUUAUUAUAGCAAUGAUAAUAAUAAUAUUGAUACUAACACUGCAACUACUACUACUACCAAUAAUAAUAAUACACUCAUACAUGCAUACAACAUGAGAGGUAAUGACAAUGAAAGGACAACUUGAUCAAAUUAAAAUUAAUGGAUUAUCAGAGUUAUGUACAUUGUAUGUGUUGUAGUUAAUUUUUUAUCUCAGGUAGAUUUGAUUUUUCUUUUGUUUCAAUUCCAUUAGCAUACAUUACCAUACCCAAAAACAAAAGAAAAAGAAAAAUUACCUGAGAUAAAAAAUUAACUACAACAUAUGCAAUGCAACCAAAAUUUAAUUUUCUUUGUUCUAGGUAUUUUUUAAGAGGCACUAUUCAACCAUUUCUGACACAGACAAAGGGACUCUUUUUGCUGAUCGCAAUUUGAUUAACCGACGGAAUGUGACAGCUGAUGUGCACAGCAACUGGGUGCACUGCAAAGCAUUUGCCAUCCUUGAAAUAAAAGCACGUAUCAUUGCGGCAGCAAUGUUGGUGCUCGGCAUGAAAAAGAUCAGUGAUCAGCCGACACACAAUCUAUCACCUGUUGCUGCAAGAAGUGGUAAUGACCAGGAGAAAAAACAUUACUUAAUGAAACUGUCUGGCCAAAUUGUAGAUCAAUUUGUUAUAGAUCAGCACUCCCUAAAUAGCUUCUUAGAUGGAAUACUUUCUGAACAGGAAAAGAAUGAUGCUGUUAAUAAUCAAGAGCUGACUACUGAUGGAAGAUUCCCCUGCCGAAGCCCAGGAUGUAAUAACUCAUUUAAAUAUGAUGGCAAAAGGAGGAGAGACCAUGAACUUACCCAUGAUCCUCCCCCUGUAAUCCCUGAAAAGCCUGUGCUAUCCUCUAAUUAUCCCAAGAAAGGUUCAUUGAGUGAUUUAGAUGAUGAUGAUGAUGUUUUUAAUUAUAACUGCUCACUGUUAGCUCAAGGACUCUUGUUUUUGAACUUUCUUGAUUCAACAUCAGAGGGAGAUGGUGACAGAUCAAUUAGAUGCUGGAAGUUCUUUCUGCUGCAUUUCAAAGAAGACAAAUCUACUACAAAGUAUGCACUAGAAGCUCUUUACCUGCUUUUGCAGGUAUAUUCUCUCCUUCCCCCAGCUGAGGCCCACAGCUUGGUAUGGAAUCGUACAGUUAACAACAAAGGGGGGCCAGGGAAAAAUGUUGCUAUUGAUCUUGACUUGGAACAUGACAAUAAUGAUCUAAAACAACCUAUCAAAAAUCUUGGGCCAAAUGUUACAGAGGAUGCAGUAAGGAGAAUUUCAAAUGGACAGCAAAAGUCCAAACAAAUGCUUUCUUGCAUGGACAGAGAAAUUCUUGUCAAGCAAAGGUCAGGCAAGCAUGUUUCAGCUGACUACUCAAAAGAUCUAAGAGCUGUUGUGAAUUCACUUAUCGAAGAGUCUGUGUUUUGCCGCACUCCAGGAAGACAUUACAAGCACUUUUCAAACUUUGUCAGAGACCCAUUGUCAAGGCUGGACAUGUCCAAUUUAUAUCAGUGGAUUAAUAAGCACAAGAAAAACAUUGACCUUGCAAGAAAAGCAAGAUAG
Porites evermanni is the source of this 2525-nucleotide messenger RNA. NCBI's taxonomy places the organism in Eukaryota, Metazoa, Cnidaria, Anthozoa, Scleractinia, Poritidae. The record is from the annotation of a GenBank genome assembly.